GACAAAACGUUGACGAAAUUAGGUGCGUAGCCCAACUAAGCUUUAUCCAUUCCAACUCACCCCCAUAAAACAGCCCAAAAUUCCCUCAAACUUAAUAAACCCAAAAACCACGUACAUUAAAUUAAAAAGAAAAAACCAUACUAUAACCUUCUUCAUAUUCUCUCUCCUCUCUUACAAUUGACAAACAACAUCAAGAAUUCACAACUGAAAAACCCAGAAAAAAAACCAAGAAAAAACAACAACCCAGAAAUCAAAAUCAUGUCUUCUCCUCAACAAAAUCAAAAUCCAACAAACCCAGAAACUCAAACUCAAUCAUACCCAGAAAUGCCCCCAAUUCGUGUAAAACCACCAGCAUCAAGCAGCAGCACAUCAUCCCCACGCGUCACAGUUUCGACACCAACUGCAACCGCAACUGGCGCAGCAGCCGAGACUCCGACGGCUGGUGCAGCGCGUAAGAUUGCGAUAGCGGUGGAUCUGAGCGACGAGAGUGCGUUUGCUGUGAAAUGGGCGGUUGACCAUUACAUUAGACCUGGAGAUGCUGUUGUUCUUCUUCAUGUUCGUCCUACUUCUGUUCUUUAUGGUGCUGAUUGGGGUUGUGUUGAUUUUGAUGCUGCUAAUAGUAGUAAUAAUAGUAAUAAAAAUGAACAAGAAUCUCAGCAGAAACUUGAAGAUGAUUUUGAUGCUUUUACUACUUCUAAAGCUGCUGAUCUUGCUCAACCUCUUCUUCAGGCUCAGGUGCCAUAUAAGAUUCAUAUUGUUAAAGACCAUGACAUGAAGGAAAGACUUUGUUUGGAGGUGGAGAGGUUGGGAUUUAAUGCUGUAAUUAUGGGAAGCCGUGGUUUUGGUGCUUCUAAGAGAGGAAGCAACGGUAGGCUUGGGAGUGUUAGUGAUUAUUGUGUACGCCACUGUGUUUGUCCUGUUGUGGUUGUCCGUUAUCCUGAUGAGAAGGAUGGAAAUGGUGGAGAUGAUGAAAUGAUUCCUCUGUCUGAGGCAGAUGAAGAAGGGGCAGCUGAUGAGGAUGAGGAGUACCAUGAUGCCUCAGAUGAACGCAAGGCGACAGCCUGAAGUGAUACAUCGAAUGGUGUUAUCUUUAAGUAGCAGAUUGUUAUCUCAAGAACAAGGAAAUUCAUUGUUCACUUUGGUAUUUUGCUAUGUUGAAAUGGCUUAGCUGGUAUAGGAAUCUAUCAACAUGAGCUGAAGCAUGGUUUUGUGUGGAAGUCUUUGUGCCAUCUUCUGUUACUCUGGACUACCUCUGUCUGAAUUGUUCUUUUUUUCUUUUUUUUGAAAUUUUAUUUGUGUAUUAAUUAGCUGUGAAUUUCUUGUUUAGCUGUUUCAGAAUUUCUUGUGGUCCUUGUAAAACAUUUUGCUGCUGUCUUAAUGCUGAUAUAAAAUAGGUCGCCUUUGAGGUCUGAAA
This is a messenger RNA of Beta vulgaris subsp. vulgaris (sugar beet), 1414 nucleotides long. RefSeq lists its product as hypothetical. The record is from RefSeq and is a predicted model, not a curated record. The coding region runs from base 259 to 1065 and encodes 268 amino acids. The transcript is spliced from 4 exons. NCBI's taxonomy places the organism in Eukaryota, Viridiplantae, Streptophyta, Magnoliopsida, Caryophyllales, Amaranthaceae.